AGGGCUCCCUUCCCCAGCCCCCACCCGUGGAUGUGAUGGCGGCUCCGGCUCUGCCCUGCUGCCUGUCCCUCCUCAUCCUCCUCUUGCCCCUGGCCAUCCCUCAGGCAUCUACAUCAGUGAACGGACUGAGCAUCUCCUCACCUGAUAGAGACAGGAGUGGCGGGCGAACCCUUGAAGGCCAUGGGUGCCCUACAGCCAGCCCCACAAGCCACAUUUUCACGGCAUUUGCUUCCAACAUCACAUGCUUCUACAACUCAAGAGCCAACGUCUCCUGCAUCUGGAGCCAUGAUGAGGGCCUGCAGGCCACCACCUGCUGCUUGCACAGCCAUCAGCCUAAGAGAGAGGAGCUUUUUCCUACAAAACAGUGGAAACACACCUGUGAGCUGCAACCAGUGAAGCCGGGAUCCUGGGCAUGCAAUCUGGUUCUAGGACAAUCUCCAGAAGCUCAGAAACUGACCGUAGUGGACGUUAUGAAACUGACGGUGAUGUGCUCUGAAGGCGGGAAGUGGAGGAAGAUGAUGACCCAGGAUAUCAAGCCCUUUGAUUACAUUCGUCUUGUUCCACCCCAUUCACUCCAAGUCGCCCACGUAGAGACGCAUAGGUGCAACAUAACCUGGACCAUCUCCCAGGUAUCCCACUACAUCCAAAAUGACGUGGAGUUCGAGGCCCGGACUAGGUCUGCGGGCCACAGCUGGGAGGACACCCCACUGCUGACCCUCAGGCAGAACCAGCAAUGGAUCUACCUGGAGAAUCUCGCUCCAGGCAUGGAAUAUGAGCUUCAGGUGCGGGCCAAGCCCCAGCUAGGCAGGCAUGAGGUUUGGAGCCACUGGAGCCAGCCCCUGACCUUCAGGACGGUCCCUGCAGAAACCAGGAAGAAAAUCCCACCUCUCCCUUGGUUGGGCCACAUCAUCUUGGGCGUUGGCAGUUUCGUCGGUCUUGUCCUCUUGGUUUACUUUCUGGGCAACUUCCGGUGCAUCAGGCUAUGGCUGAAGAAGGUUCUGAAGUGUCACAUCCCAGACCCCUCGGAGUUUUUUUCCCAGCUGAGCUCUGAGCAUGGAGGAGAUUUCCAGAAGUGGCUCUCCUCACCCUUCCCCUCGUCCUCCUUCAGCCCCAGUGGUCUGACCCCCGAGAUCUCCCCACUGGAGGUGCUGGACAGAGAUGCCAAGGCCACACAGAUGCUCCUGCUUCAGCAGGACAAGAGCUCACCAUCCUCAGCUGAGACCAGCGGCCACUCGGUGACCAGCUGCUUCACCAACCAAGGCUACUUCUUCUUCCGCCUCCCGGACGCCCUGGAGAUUGAGGCCUGCCAGGUCUACUUCGCUUAUGACCCCUGCACCGAGGAACUUGAUGCGGGUGGGCCCAGGGCCCCCGAGGGAGCUCUCCUUCCACCCCUGCCGACUCUACCAGGGGAUGACGAUGCUUACUGCACCUUCCCCCCCGGGGAAGACCUGCUGCUCUUCUCUCCGAGUCUCCUCAGUGGCCCAGGCCCCCCGAACACUGCCCAGCGGGGCACUGGGGCUGGUGAAGAGAGGCUGGCAGCCAGCCCACAGGAGGGAGUCCCUGGAGACUGGACCCCCCAGUCCCUGGGGCCUCCUGCUCUGGAAACCCCUGACCUGGUGGAUCUGCAGUCACACCCAGAGCAUGAGCUGGGAGAAGCAAGAGAGAAGGUGCCUGACCCCCGUCCAAGGGAGGGGACCAGCUUCCCCUGGGUCAGCCCUCCCGGGCAAGGCCAAGUCUGGGCCCCCAUUACCUGCCUGACCCUGAACACCGAUGCCUACCUGUCCCUCCAAGAGCUCCAGGAUCAGGACCCAGCUUACUUGGUGUAGACAGACAGCCGGAGCUGGGAGGCAGGUGGCCAUCCACUGCUGCGUCAGGCCUGCUUGAGGACUCUAUGUCCGUGAAGCUUGUCCCCUGCUGAGACACUGGGUGUCCAGCAGCCUCUGGACAUCUCUGCCCAGAGGGCCUCACCCAGUCCUGCACACUCAGCUGUUCAUUUCCAAACCUCAGUUGCUGCUCCCUGCGCCUACACCCCAAGCCAAGAACUUUGGGGGUGGGGUCCUUUGACUCCCCCACUCCCUCAUUCAUCAUGAAGUCCUGUGGGUUUUGCCUCUUCACCCUGGCUUACUCACUGGGCUUCCUGCCCACCCACCCACCACAGGACAAUCAGCGGAAUCUUUCCAAAACAUAAAUGGAGCUAUGCUGCCCCUCCUGGAGAAGGAAAUGGCAAUCCACUCCAGUAUUCUUGCUUGGAAAAUCCCAUGGACAGAGGAAGCUGGCGGGCUACAGUCCAUGGGAUUGCAAAGAGUUGGACACGACAGAGCGAAUGAGCAUACACAUGCUGCUCCUGGUUUAAAAUCCUGCCAUGGCUCACCACUGCCCUCAGUACAACUUCUUGGCCUACCCAUUGGGUCCUCCAGCAUCAUGUUGGGACAUUCCCAU
Messenger RNA from Odocoileus virginianus texanus, 2439 nucleotides. NCBI's taxonomy places the organism in Eukaryota, Metazoa, Chordata, Mammalia, Artiodactyla, Cervidae. The record is from RefSeq and is a predicted model, not a curated record.